AUGGUUGCAUCUUCUGCCCAACGGCCCAUCCGGAUAUCCAUCGAUCGGGGCGGCACCUUUACGGACUGCGUUGCCCGCGUCGACGGCCAAGAUGACAUUGUGAUCAAGAUCCUCUCGGUCGACCCCCACAACUACAGCGAUGCGCCGACAGAGGCGAUAAGACAGGUGCUGCAGAAGUACACACAGAAGGAGAUUCUGCGAGGGGCCGAGAUCGAUCUCAAGGACGUGGAAUGGAUCCGCAUGGGCACGACGGUGGCGACCAACGCGCUACUGGAGCGCAAGGGCGAGCGGACGGCCUUUCUGGUCACGCGUGGCUUCCGUGACGUCCUCCAGAUCGGCAACCAGUCGCGGCCAUACAUGUUUGACCUGGCCAUCCGAAGGCCGGAUCCGCUGUACUCGGACGUCUUUGAGGUGGACGAGCGCGUCGUGCUCGAGAGCUGUGCCGACUCGGACCUGCGCGUCCUCAAGCUGGCCUCGCCGUCGCCGCUGCAGACGGUUUCCGGUGCCUCGGGCGAGGCCGUGCAGAUCGUCCAGGCUCUCGACCAGACGAGCACGCGGGCAUACCUGGACGCGAUCUACGCGCAGGGCUACCGGUCCAUCUCGGUCUGUCUGAUGCACGCAUACAUCUACCCAGCACACGAGCUGCAGGUGGCCACGCUCGCCCGUGAGGCCGGCUUCGAGAACAUCACGCUGUCGCACCAGGUCUCGUCGCGACCAAAGCUGGUGCCUCGGGGCAACUCGGCCGUUGUGGACGCGUACCUGACCCCGACGAUCCGCCAGUACCUCGAGCAGUUCUCGUCAAGCUUCCCCCAUCUCGAACGUGACGGCACCCGGCUCGAGUUCAUGCAGUCCGACGGCGGCCUCGUGCCGGCCUCUAGCUUGCGUGGCCUGCACUCGAUUCUCUCGGGCCCGGCUGGCGGUGUUGUCGGCUACUCGCAGACCUGCUUCGACGACGACACCCACCGGACACCCGUCAUCGGCUUCGACAUGGGCGGCACCAGCACUGAUGUCAGCCGCUUCGACGGCGAGCUCGACCACAUCUUUGAGACCACGACCGCUGGCAUCGCCGUUCACGUGCCCCAGCUCAACGUCAACACUAUCGCGGCCGGCGGCGGCAGCAUCCUCGCCUGGCGAGACGGCCUGAUGUCUGUCGGUCCCGAGAGCGCGUCCUCGCAUCCAGGCCCUGCCUGCUACCGCAAAGGUGGCCCGCUCACCGUGACUGACGCCAACCUCGCCCUCGGCCGCCUGCUGCCCGAGCAUUUCCCCUCCGUGUUCGGGCCCAACGAGGACCAGCCACUCGAUAGCGAGAUCGUCGUGGCCAAGUUCCGCGAGCUGACCGACAUCAUCAACCGCGACACCGGCCGAUCCAUGAGCUGGCCUGAGGUGGCCAACGGGUUCCUCGACGUCGCCAACUCGGCCAUGUGUGGCCCCAUCCGCAGCCUGACGGAAGCCCGCGGCUUCAACACGGCCGACCACAACUUGGCCUCGUUUGGUGGUGCCGGUGGCCAGCAUGCCUGCGCCAUCGCCGAGGCGCUCGCCAUCCGCCGCGUCAUCGUGCACAAGUACUCGUCCAUCUUGUCGGCCUACGGCAUCGGCCUCGCCAACGUUGUCCACGAGGACGAGCGGCCGUGUGCGCGGGCCUACGAGGGCGACAACGUGCCUGUCAUUGCCGCCAGCCUGGCCGAUCUCAGCCGCGAGGCCCAGAGCCACCCGUCCGUCCAGCCGUUCAACGUGGUCGACGCCCACUGCUUCCUCAGCAUGCGCUAUGAUGGCAGCGACACUGCUAUCAUGACCGCCCUGCACGACGGCGUCGAUGCGGCCAAGACUUUUGUCGAUGCCCAUCACCAACAGUUCGGCUUCACCCCCGUCGGCCGCAAGAUCUUUGUCGACACCAUCCGCGUACGUGCUGUCGCUCGUCAACCCGAACCAUCGCUGCCCCAGACCUCCUCUUUGCCUGUUUCUAGCUCUAUAGCCGCCAUCCCCAAGUCCAUCUCGGUCAAGUCUGUCUAUUUCGGUUCAUCCGGCUGGACUGACACGCCCGUCUACCUCUUUGCUUCCAUCCCGGAGGGUGUCGUCAUCCCCGGCCCCGCCUUGAUCGUCGACAAGACCCAGACACUCCUUGUCGGCCUCACCUCGUCGGCCUACAUCGACAAGGACCGCCUCAUCAUGGACGUCGACUCGCCACGCUCCAAAAAUGUCAGCGCCCACGUGAUUGACCCUAUCGCCCUGUCCGUCUUCCGUCACCGCUUCAUGGGCGUUGCCGAACAGAUGGGCCGAGUCCUCCAGAAUGUUAGCGUCAGUGCCAACAUCAAGGAGCGUCUCGACUUCAGCUGCGCCAUCUUCACUCCAGACGGCUCCCUCGUUGCCAAUGCACCCCAUGUGCCCGCCAUGAUUGGCAGCAUGGCCUUUGCCGUCAAAUCGCAGAUCGAGACCUGGCAGGGGAAACUCCAGGAUGGCGAUGUCCUUAUCUCUAACUCGCCCGCCUAUGGCGGCACCCAUCUGCCGGACUUGACUAUCAUCACGCCCGUCUUUGACGCUGCCGGAAAGGAGAUCAUCUUCUGGGCUGCAUCUCGAGGUCACCAUGCCGACGUCGGCGGCAUUUUGCCAGGCUCGAUGCCUCCCAACUCCAAGUUCCUGUGGGAAGAGGGUGCCGUAUUUGACUCUAUGCUUCUCGUCCGCGGUGGCGUCUUUGCCGAAGAAGAGCUCACGCGCAUCCUCUGCGUUGAGCCAGCCACGAAGCCGGGCUGCAGUGGCACUCGCUGCUUCCAGGACAACGUCACCGACAUCAAGGCCCAGGUGGCCGCCAACCACACCGGCAUCCGUCUAGUCCGCCAGCUGAUUGAGGAGUACACCAUGGACGUCGUUCAGGUCUACAUGAACGCCAUCCAGGAGUCGGCCGAGCUGGCCAUCCGCAACCUGUUCAAGAAGCUCGCCGUCCGCUUCAACGGCCACGAGCUGUCUGCGGUCGACUACAUGGACGACGGCACGCCCAUCUGCCUCAAGGUCACCAUUGACGUCGCCACCGGCAGCGCCCAGUUUGACUUUUCCGGCACCGGCCCCGAGGUCUACGGCAACUGGAACGCGCCGCCGGCCAUCACCAACUCCGCCAUCAUCUACGCUCUCCGCUGCAUGGUCGACUCUGACAUCCCGCUCAACCACGGCUGCAUCAAGCCCAUCACCCUCGUCCUGCCCGACCGCUCCAUGCUCAAGCCCAGCUUCGAGGCCGCCGUCUGUGCCGGCAACGUCCUCACGUCCCAGCGCAUCGUCGACGUCAUCUUCCGGGCCUUCAAGGCCUCUGCCGCCAGCCAGGGCUGCAUGAACAACUUCACCUUUGGCCGCGACGGUGAGAACGGCUUCGGCUACUACGAGACCAUUGCCGGCGGCAGUGGUGCUGGCCCGACUUGGUCCGGCACCAGCGGCGUCCACACAAAUAUGACCAACACCCGCAUCACCGAUCCCGAGUCCCUCGAGCGCCGCUACCCCGUCGUCCUGCGCCGCUUCUCGCUACGGCCAGGCAGCGGCGGUAUCGGUGAGUUCUGUGGCGGCGACGGCGUCAUCCGCGACGUCGAGUUCCGUCUUCCCAUGUCCGCUUCCAUCCUCUCGGAACGGCGCAGCUUUGCACCCUAUGGCCUCGAUGGUGGCGGUGAUGGACAACGCGGCCGCAAUACCUGGGUCACCACUUCAGGACGGACGAUCAAUAUUGGCGGCAAGAACUCGGUGGCUGUCAGCAUGGGCGACAGAGUCGUGAUCGAGACGCCUGGUGGUGGUGCAUAUGGUGCGCCUGGUCAAAAGGAGCAGUCUGUGGACGCAUCCAAGCUCCAGCCAUCGUUUGUACCUCUCGCUGUCGGCAGCGUGGCGGCGACCACAGCUCUUGCCGAGCAGUCUUGA
Molecule: messenger RNA, 3888 nt
Organism: Grosmannia clavigera kw1407
Lineage: Eukaryota; Fungi; Ascomycota; Sordariomycetes; Ophiostomatales; Ophiostomataceae
Product: hydantoinase
Exons: 5
Coding region: 1-3888 (1295 amino acids)
Biological process (GO): glutathione metabolic process
Cellular component (GO): cytosol
Molecular function (GO): 5-oxoprolinase (ATP-hydrolyzing) activity
Source: RefSeq, a predicted model, not a curated record